AUGUUCGGAUUUCAAUCGGCAGGCUUAAGUAGUUACGGAUACCCUAAUAGGACAGAAGGCUUUUGCUACUACACAUACGUACCCUCUAGUUGGUUCGGAGGAGCUAGUAGCUUUGGUGGUUAUAGUCCCUCAACUGCAACUGGAGGCGUCGUUGGCUACAACCCAUCAGCCGGCGCGGCAGGAGCUGGUGUCUUUGGCGGGUACAAUCCCCCUACUGCUACUGGAGGCGUCGUUGGCUACAACCCACCGGUUGGCUUCGGAGGACCUGGGAGCUUUGGCGGUUAUAAUGGCCCUACUGCUACUGGAGGCGUCGUUGGCUAUAACCCACCGGUUGGCUUCGGAGGAGCUGCGAGCUUUGGCGGUUAUAAUGCCCCUACUGCUACUGGAGGCGUCGUUGGCAACAACCCACCAGCUGGCAGUGGGAGGGCUGGCAGCGUUGGUCGGAGAGGUCCCCCAAGAGGCCCAAACGCAGCUCGUGGGUUUGGUGGUACCCUCACACUCAAUCUCAACCUCACCAUCCCUGUUGGGAUAGGAGGAACGGGCGGUUUGAAUGUCUCGAAUCCCUCUGGUGGCAUGAUAGGAGCUGGCGGUUUAGUUGACAACAAUCCCUCUGGUGGCAUGAAGAGACCCAACCCUUUCGGUGGAGCACAAUCGUUUUAUGGUGGCGGUGGACUCGGUGGCUCCGGUGCAACGGGGCGCGGAACAGCAUUUAAUCGUUGA
This is a messenger RNA of Didymodactylos carnosus, 720 nucleotides long. Lineage: Eukaryota; Metazoa; Rotifera; Eurotatoria; Philodinida; Philodinidae. The record is from the annotation of a GenBank genome assembly.